AUGGAGGAGAGGAAGUACGUGUGCAAGUAUUGCAGCAAGAGGUUCCCUUGUGGGAAGUCUCUAGGUGGCCACAUCAGGACUCAUAUGAGUGAACAUUCAACUCAAGCCAAUGAACAGAGAAGUAAUGCUGCUAUGCUCAAGUUUGAUGCUGGGAGAAAGAGGAAGAGAGAUUUAGGGUCUGGAGCUGGUGCUAGUGGUGAUGAUGGUGAUGGUGAUUGUGGGAACCUCAUUUAUGGCCUCAGAGAGAACCCCAAGAAAACCACAAGGUUUGUGCACUCCAAUGCCACUUUGCAACAGGAGAAGUUCUGCAAAGAAUGUGGGAAAGGUUUUCCAUCAUUGAAAGCUCUCUGUGGUCACAUGGCUUGUCACUCAGAAAGGGACAAGGGAAGCAACAGGUUUGAGAACAAUUCUGGUUUCAGUGAGAAGCAGAAAUUGGUUAUGGAUAGUCAAUCUGAUACUGAGACUUCUGCUCCAACUCAUCCAAGGAGAUCCAAGAGAAUGAGGUUCAAGACCCUUGGUAACCAUCAUCCCCAUUCUUCUGUUCCAUUGACAAAUAAUGGUUCUUCUUCUGUGUCUGAGGUUGAGCAGGAACAAGAAGAGGUAGCUAGGUGCUUGAUGUUGUUGUCCAAAGAUUCUAGCCACAAGGGUCGUUUUGCUUUGGUUACAGAGUCUUCUGAUAACAACUCUGUUGUUCUAGAGGCAAAAUCACCUUCUGUUGAUACAAGGGUUACUAUCAAGAUUGGUAAGAACUCUGUGUCCAAAGCUUAUGAGCUUGUGGAGAAGAAGUUGCAUAAGGAUAUGAAGUUAAAGUCUGCUGAGAUUGAUUAUGCUUCUGAUAAUUCAGAUUCUGGGUAUUUCAGAUAUGGUCCCAAAAAAGAAGACUCGGAUGAUUCAAAUGAUGGGUUUUUCAUGAAUGAAGCUAAGUCUUCAAAAGUGGGAGACAUGUCUGGGUUUGAGGAUUAUGAUGUUGAAUCGAGGAAGAUGCUCAGCAGAGGAAGAAACAGAAAGAAUGAAUUUAAGAAAUUGGUUUUGAAGGAUUCAAGCAGGAAGACAGCAAAUGGUUUUACCAAUGGUGAAAUCUAUGAGCAUAGAGGAAAAGGGUGGAAGUAUGAGUGCUUGACCAGUGAAAGGGAUAAUAUUAAUGAAUCUGAUGAUUCAGCAUAUGAGAGUGAUGGAAACAGCACAGAUACUGAUUCUUAUCCUGCUCCAAAGCCUCACAACAGCAAGAAUCUCAAUGGAAAGAAGUCUAGCAAGGGAAAGAAGAAAUUGAAGUCAAAGAAUAGCAAGGAUCAUGAGUGCCCAAUCUGCAACAAAAUCUUCAGGUCAGGCCAAGCCUUGGGUGGUCACAAAAGAUCCCAUUUUAUUGGAGGUUCUGAAGAAAACACUCUGGUGAUUAGACCAGGUGCUCCUGCUGUUCCUUGCCUAAUUGAUCUCAAUCUACCUGCUCCUGUUGAUGAAUAG
Messenger RNA from Gastrolobium bilobum, 1461 nucleotides. RefSeq lists its product as uncharacterized. NCBI's taxonomy places the organism in Eukaryota, Viridiplantae, Streptophyta, Magnoliopsida, Fabales, Fabaceae. Bases 1 to 1461 code for a protein of 486 amino acids. The record is from RefSeq and is a predicted model, not a curated record. The transcript has 2 exons.